Messenger RNA from Caretta caretta (loggerhead turtle), 2708 nucleotides. Lineage: Eukaryota; Metazoa; Chordata; Testudines; Cheloniidae. The record is from RefSeq and is a predicted model, not a curated record.
CGUUACAACUGCUGGUCAUGAUACUCCGGCGGGUGGACCGACGGCUCCACCAUGGCCAUGAGUCACCCCUCUAAGGCCCUGGCGGGCGCAGUAGUGAGGAUUACACCGCAGGGACCGGGAUGUCAGCACGUGGGCUCUGCACUCCAACACACGCGCACGCGCAGUGCGUUACCCUCGAGAGCCAACACGCAGGCCGCCGGGAGCCUACGUGCCAUUGACUGAGUCUGACCCCGCGAGACCGAGGCCCCGCAGGACAGGCCCAGCAACCCCACGCUGCAUCCAUGGUGGAGAAACCCCGAAGGUGUUUCCCCGACCACCUGUCCCUGCGGGAGGUUCCAGGUGGCCCUUAGCUGGUCAGCUCGGUACAGGAGUGAGGAAGGGGGGGGAAGGGGAGGUGGACGAGGAGCACUCUCGGGCCCAGAAGUAGCUCCAUCCCCUUCCUCACACCAAGCUCAGCAUGCCCGGGACGCCGAGCCUGUCCCUGCACUGACCAGCUCGACAGCAUCAUGACAAGAACCCGCAGGAACCCGCACAAAUGAGCCAGGUGAAAAAGGGCAGCCGCCGCUGGCCCCGGGAGAACCCGCUUGUGAGCCCCGCCCUGUGGAUGCUGUAGCUGGGUGUCUUGCAGUUUUUUUUCGGGCCAUGGACUGACAUGUCCGUAAACUCUGCAAGCUGUUUAAGCAGAGGUGAUUGUCCCACAGGGAGGUGUGUUUGUGAAAUGCCUUGAGAUUGUGUUCCUAUUGUCCAAUAAACCUUCCGUUUUACUGGCUGGCUGAGAGUCACAGUGAAUCCCAGGAAGAGGGGUGCAGGCCACGGAUUCCCCCACACUCCGUGACAACUGGUGGCAGCGGUGGGAUGUACUGCACCCCGUGAACGGCGCUUCCUGCAGUAAGUGACUGGGAAACAGUAAAACGAAGGGGGAUUGAUGGGGACCAGGUGUGCUGAAGAUUCAGAGAGAGACAGUUGCAGGGGGCGGUUAACCCCUGGGAGUGUGUGACCAGAGAGAAGGACUUUUGCAGUAACAGGGUCCCCCGGGGCAUUGCAGCGAGCGGUCCCAGGGGUGGAGAAGUCUGCAGCUCAACCCUGGCAAAGAGGUGGUGACCUCAAGAAGUACUGGCACGCUUGGGGUUCUUCCUGGAACCCGUGGAAAGCUGCCCGGCCUGCGAGUGGCCAGCAGGGAGAGGUACGCUAAACGCUUUAAGAGCGACCUGGUGGAGCUGUGCAGGCAGAGGGGGCUGCACAUUGGGAGGUCCACCAAGGAACAGCUGAUUGCCCAGUUGGAGGAGAAGGAUCGCUUGGAUGACCAGGUCCCUGUCCCUGAGGGAAGCCGCCUGGUAGACGCAGCGUGGGCCCUGGGGCCUGACCGGGUUGGGAGGGUUCAGACUGCUGCCGAGGACAUCCCCGCGACCCUUCCUACCUAUGCCUGGGGAGGGGUUGGGGAAAGCCCAGCAAAUACCGAGGGCAUCCUGACCCCAGGAGCCAGCAGGGGAUUCUCCUGGCGGAGCUCCCCAUCCCUGGUGCGGAGGCGGCUGGAAUGGGAGAGGGAGAUGAAAAUGAGGGAGCUGGAGGAUCAUGAAAAGCAGCAUCAGCAUGAGCAGGAGGAGAGGCAAUGUCAGCAUGAGCAGGAGGAGAAGGAGAAAGAGGCAGCAUGAAGAGAAGCAGAGACAGCAUGAGCUGGAUCUGGCCAGGCUGAGGAGCAGUGGGGCCCUGGCUGCAGUGAGUAAGGGGGGACCCAAGACUGCAAAGAGCUUUGAUAAGUGCUCCCUGGCCCAUCAUAAGGAGGGGGAGGACAUAGAUAGCUUCCUGGCGGCCCUUGAGAAUGCCUGCGAGAUGCACAGCGUUGUCCCUGCCGACAGGCUCCAGUUUCUCACCCCCUUACUGGACCCCAAAGCCGUGUACAGCCAAAUGACAGGGGCAGAUGCAGGGGACUACGAACUGUUCAAAAAGGCCCUGCUCCGUCAGUUUGAGCUGACCCCCGAGAUCUAUCGGAAAAGGUUCCGGAGUCAGUGUAAAACGCCUGAGGUCACAUACCUACAACUGGUCAACCGGAUGCAGGGAUAUGCCCGCAAGUGGACAGCUGGGGCCCAAGCUAAAGAGGACCUGCUUGACCUAAUUGUACUGGAGCAACUGUAUGAACAGUGCCCUUCUGACCUGAGGCUAUGGUUGGUGGACAAAAAGCUAGAGAACCCACAGCAUGCAGGGCAGCUGGCCGACGAGUUUGUGAACAGUCGAUCGGGGUAGCAGGGAGGAGUCCCAAAAGAACAGGCCCCCCCGAUGCAGAGAGAGAGUCACCAUGGGACCUCCCAGCGGCGAAAUAUGGAGAACUCCCUCCCAAGGGGAACGCCUGGCGUCAGGACCAUCCGACCCGCUCGAGGGGACCAACGUGACCUGAGCUGCUAUCACUGUGGCCAGAGAGGCCAUGUAUGGACCCAGUGCCACAGGCUCAGGGACAGACUGAGCAGACCCAACCGAUCCAGGGUUAACUGGGUAGGGACCCAGCUGGACGAGGGGCAGACGGCCCAGGCAAGGGGGGCUGCCAGCUUACCACCUGCUCAGGAGGGAAGAGUACCCCAGGCCAGCUCCUCCGGAGGGCUGGAUGCUCUGGACUCAGGGUUCUUGGUUUACAGGGUGGGCGCGGGGCUGUCCCUCUGGAGAGAGUGCCUUGUUCCCCUUGAGGUGGAUGGGAGGAAGGUCAAUGGAUACUGGGA